AUGACUGUUUGCGGAAGCAUGGUCGAUAUGUACACUAAAAGUGGAGAACGCCAAGCGGCUGAAUCCAUAUUUUGCCUUUUGCCAAAGCGUGAUUUGAAGUGCUGGAACUCAAUGAUUGGAGGUUAUGGUCACCAUGAGAAGGCGGACAAGGCUUUUCUAGUUGAUAACGAAAUGUCGAGAGGAGGCAUGAAACCAGAUCAAGUAACGUUUAUAUCUCUACUUGCUGCUUGUAGCCAUUGUGGCUUGGUGGACAAAGGCAACUUCCUUUGGAAUUCUAUGAAGGAAAAUGGUUUGAGCCCGGGCGUAGGCACUAUUCUUGUAUGGUAA
Molecule: messenger RNA, 327 nt
Organism: Fraxinus pennsylvanica
Lineage: Eukaryota; Viridiplantae; Streptophyta; Magnoliopsida; Lamiales; Oleaceae
Source: the annotation of a GenBank genome assembly